AGUGGCAGUGAUGGAGGCUAAUACGGAAUCAACAGCGAAUUCUCUGCUGGAAGAUGAGUGUUAUUCUGAUUUCCUCCAGGAGGAUUUCGAUGUGAAAACGUACACCGCUCAAGCCAUUCAUCAUGCUGUGAUUGCUGAGCAGCUGGCGAGGCUGGCAGAGGGCAUCAGUCAGCUGGACAAAGAGCUGCACUGCCAGGUAGUAGCCAGACAUGAGGAUCUACUGGCUCAGGCCACAGGGAUCGAGUCUCUAGAAGGUGUAUUACAAAUGAUGCAGACCAGAAUCUCAGCUCUCCAGAGCGCUGUGGACAGGAUACGGACCAAAAUUGUUGACCCUUACAAUAAGAUAGUGGCACGGACAGCUCAGCUCGCCCGCUUACAGGUGGCGUGUGACCUGUUGAGAAGGAUUAUUCGCAUCCUAUACCUGAGCAAAAGACUGCAGGGACAGCUGCAAGGGGGCAGCAGAGAAAUCACUAAAGCUGCCCAGAGCCUCAAUGAACUGGAUUACCUGUCCCAGGGUGUGGAUCUGUCAGGUAUUGAUGUCAUAGAAAAUGACCUGCUUUUUAUAAGUCGAGCUCGUCUGGAGGUGGAAAACCAAGCCAAACGUUUACUGGAACAGGGCAUGGAAAUUCAGAAUCCAUCACAGGUGGGGACAGCCCUACAAGUGUUUUAUAACCUCGGAAAUCUGAGAGAGACCAUAAGAAGUGUGGUAGACGGAUACAGGACAUCGGUGCAAGAGAACGUUGUUAAUGCCUUAGACAUUAAGGUCCUUACUCAGCCUUCCAACACCAGAGGUGCCCCUGGCAGAGCAGUCAUGCCCACUCCUGGAAACACAGCUGCAUUUCGAGCUGCUCUUUGGACGAAUUUGGAGAAACUAAUGGACCAGAUCUGUGCCGCGUGUGGUCAGGUACAGCACCUGCAGAAGGUUCUGACAAAAAAGAGGGAUCCAGUGACUCAUGUUUGCUUCAUUGAUGAGAUCAUCAAGGAUGGGCAGCCUGACAUCUUGCACACCUUCUGGAGUUCAGUCACUCAGACGCUCUCCGAAGAGCUACAGAAAGCCACAGCUGCAUCAACCUUCCUAAAGCAGGCACUGGAAGGAGAGUAUCCCAAGCUCUUAAGGCUUUAUAAUGAGCUGUGGAAACGGCUACAGCAAUACAGUGCGAGCAUACAGGGGGCGCUAGUGAGCAGUGGUGCAGGUCUUGACGUGGAACUGCCAGCAACAGAGCAUGACACUGAAGAUCUGUUCACACACACCAAACCAGACUAUGAUCCAGAGAAGGAUCUAAAGGACUCUCUUCAGCCAUAUGAAGCUGCUUACCUUUCCAAGUCUUUAUCCCGCCUCUUUGACCCCAUCAACCUUGUGUUCCCUCAAGGGGGUCGAAACCCACCCUCUAAUGAUGAACUGGACAGCAUCAUAAAAACAAUAGCCAGUGAGCUGAAUGUUGCAUCAGUGGAUUCCGGCCUCACGAUUGCAGUGGCCAAGAACGCCGCCAAGACGGUGCAGCUCUUCUGCGUCAAGUCGGAGCAGUUGCUGUGUACUCAGGGUGAUGCAAGUCAGGUGAUCGGACCCCUAACGGAGGGUCAGAGGAGAAACAUUGCCGUUGUGAACUCUCUUUUCCGCCUGCAGCAAGCUGUGGCUAAAGUUAUAUCUGGACUGGGCAGCUUUCCUCCAGCAGCAGAACAAUCGCUCACAGCAUCUUUAGAGGCGGUUCAGGUGCUGAUGAGUAGUGCCGUUCAGCCUCUACUGAAUUCUGUUACAGACUCUGUCGAAGCGAUACUUAUUACCAUGCACCAGGAGGAUUUCUCUAGUCCUUUACCUGCGGGUGGCCGUCCGGAUGUGCCAUGCUCUCUGUACAUGCGUGAGCUGCAGGGCUUUAUUGCACGAGUGAUGAAUGACUACUUCCGCCCGUUGCAGUGUUUGGACUUCCUGUAUGACAGUACGGAGAAAAUCGCCCAGCGUGCCAUAACGCUGUUUAUCCGUCAUGCCAGCCUCCUCCGUCCACUCGGAGAGGGUGGGAAGAUGAGGUUGGCGGCGGACUUUGCUCAGAUGGAGUUAGCCGUGGCUCCUCUCUGCAGACGAGUGUCAGAUUUGGGAAAAGCGUACCGUCUGCUGCGCUCUUUCAGGCCGCUGCUGUUUCAAACGAGCGAGCACAUCGCUAGCAGUCAAGCACUGGGAGAUUUGAUUCCCUACAGCACCAUAUUGCAUUUCAUGUUCACUCGCGCCCCGGCUGAACUCAAAUCACCACAUCAGAGAGCGGAGUGGUCAAUCUCUCGCUAUUCUCAAUGGUUGGAUGACCAUCCAUCAGAGAAGGACCGUCUCACUCUUAUUAGAGGGGCACUGGAAGCAUAUGUGCAGUCCGUCCGAUCCAGGCAGGGAAAAGAGUUUGCUCCAGUGUAUCCCAUCAUGCUCCAGCUGCUGCAGAAAGCCACAAGUGCAUCAUAAAACCUGCAAAUAGAGUUGUCUUAUUAAAAUAAUGUUCAUUAUAGUUACAAUACUACACUCAGUCUUUAUAUACAUUAUUAUGACUCUUUUGGUUUGUUUAUACUGGGUUUAAAGGGAUAGUUCACCCAAAAAUGAAAAUUCUGUCAUCAUUUCUUCGAAUAUUCACUAUUUACUGUCCCUCAAGUUCUUAUUAACCUUUAUGACUUCUAUUAAACACAAAAGAAGAGAUUUCGAAGAAUGCUGGAAGCCUGUAAUCAUUGACUUCUAUAGUAUUUGUUUUUCAUACUAAUCAAUGGUUACUGGUUUUCAGCAUUCUUCAAAAUAUCUGACUAAAUGAAGCUCAUGAAGGUUUAUAACAACUUGAGGGAGGCUAAAUAGUGAGUAAAUUUUCAUUUUAGGGUAACUAUCCCUUUAAUAAGACUAACAAAUCUACAUAUAUUCGUAUUUUUUGGGUUUGCUGGGUGCAUCAGAGUGAAUGGUUUGGUGAACACAUGAUGUAAAUGUGUAAAUUAUGAUUAAAUAUUGUCAUGUCAAUCAUAAGUAGCUGAUUCAGGUUGAUUUAAUUGUUAACUAUUUAUCUGUUGGCUUCUGUUUGAAUAUUUUAUACUAAAUUUGCUAGUAGAUAUUCACUACAGAAAUGAAUAUGCUACUUUGCAGGAGGACCAUAGACUGUAAAGAAAGAGGAUGCAUUUAAAGCAAUAGUUCACCUCAAAAACUGAAAUUUACUCACUAUUUACUCACACUUAAGUGUUUUUUUUCUGUUGAACACAAAAUAAGAUACUUUGAAGAAUGCUGAAAACCAGUAACCCUUGACUUCCAUAGUAGGAAGUCCAACAUUUUUCUAAAUAUCUUCAAUUGUGUUCGACAGAAGAAACAAACUCAAACAUUUUGUGAGUAAAAUAAAUGUUCAGUUUUGGGUGAACUAUCCCUUUAAAGAAAGAAAUGUUUAGCAAGAUGAAAUAAAAACUAUACUUUAAUAGAUCACAGAA
Molecule: messenger RNA, 3429 nt
Organism: Danio aesculapii
Lineage: Eukaryota; Metazoa; Chordata; Actinopteri; Cypriniformes; Danionidae
Gene: cog5
Product: component of oligomeric golgi complex 5
Exons: 22
Coding region: 11-2440 (809 amino acids)
Biological process (GO): intra-Golgi vesicle-mediated transport
Cellular component (GO): COG complex
Source: RefSeq, a predicted model, not a curated record